Nannospalax galili (Upper Galilee mountains blind mole rat) is the source of this 4629-nucleotide messenger RNA. RefSeq names its product rap guanine nucleotide exchange factor 6. Lineage: Eukaryota; Metazoa; Chordata; Mammalia; Rodentia; Spalacidae. Gene Ontology annotation, molecular function: guanyl-nucleotide exchange factor activity. The record is from RefSeq and is a predicted model, not a curated record. Gene Ontology annotation, biological process: positive regulation of ERK1 and ERK2 cascade; small GTPase-mediated signal transduction.
GUCAUUGAGUCAAGGCAGCACAAACUCAAACAUGCUGGAUGUUCAGGGAGGUGUUCACAAGAAGAGGGCCCGCCGCAGCUCCCUGCUGAACGCCAAGAAACUAUACGAGGACGCCCAAAUGACAAGGAAGGUGAAGCAGUAUCUUUCCAGUCUGGACGUGGACACAGAUGAGGAGAAGUUCCAAGUGGUGUCCCUACAGUGGGAGCCUGCGUACGGCACCUUGACUAAGAAUUUAAAUGAGAAAAGAUCAGCCAAAUCAUCUGAAAUGUCUCCCGCACCUUUGAGGUCCGUUGGCCACACAGCUAAAGUCUACCUGCAUCAGCCGCACAGGGUGAGCCAGGUACUUCAGGUGCCUGCAGUUAACUUGCACCCUGCCAGGAAGAAAGGACCAGCAAAAGACCCUCUGUUGAAUACAACUUUACCUCAGAAAGCUUUAGGACCAUCUGAAGAAAUGAGUGGUAAGAGACACACAGAAGACACUAUUUCUGUGGCGUCAUCUUUGCAUUCUAGUCCUCCUGCAUCUCCUCAGAGCUCCCCACGCAAAGGUUACACAUUCAUUCCGUCAGCUAAAUCUGACAACUUGUCUGACUCCAGCCACAGCGAGAUUUCCUCUCGGUCCAGCAUCGUGAGCAACUGUUCUGUUGACUCCAUGUCUGCAGCUCUGCCGGAUGAGCGAUGUUCUGCCCACACCCUGGCAGCUCCAGAGCCUGUGGGGACGGUAGAGAAAACAGAUCACCCUUCAGGGGCUGGAGACCACAGUCACCUCGGUCACGGGUGGGCGCUGGCAAAGCCAGCUCUUAUCAGAGGGUUAGCUGUCCCGUCUUCUGUGAGCAGUGAAGAGACUUCUCAUGAGCACAUUGUGAUGGAAGCAGCUGACAGUGGUCGAGGCAGUUGGACUUCCUGUUCCAGCAGCUCCCAUGACAACUUCCAGAGCCUUCCAAACCCGAAAGGCUGGGACUUUCUGAACUCUUAUAGGCACACGCAUUUGGAUGACCCCAUUGCUGAGGUUGAGCUUGCUGACUGUGAGCCCUGUGCCUGUUCUAAAGGCUGCUCAAGAACGUGUGGCCAAUGCAGAGGAGACCUGGAGACGAGUCAGCUGAGACAGAGUUGGGCCUCCUCCAGCUCCCUCUCCGACACAUACGAACCAAACUAUGGGACAGUUAAACGGAGAGUGCUGGAGAGUGCCCCCACUGAGGCAUCUGAUGGCUUGGAACCCAGGGAUGCCACUGACCCCAUUUAUAAAACCGUCACUUCCAGUACAGAAAAGGGCUUGAUUGUGUACUGUGUCACCUCACCCAAGAAAGGCGAUAGGUAUAGGGAGCCACCACCUACUCCUCCUGGAUAUCUGGGAAUCUCUUUAGCGGACCUAAAGGAAGGAUCCCACCCGCAUCUAAAACCUCCAGACUAUAGUGUGGCUGUGCAGAGGUCAAAGAUGAUGUUUAGCAGCCUGCCUAGACUGCCACCAGCUCCUCCCAGUAGCCACCCCACGGCCUGGGUUCCACCGAAGAUCGGAUCCCAGCCCCACAGGCAUAGCCUGCAGUCGUCCCAUCCCAAACUAACUGAUGUGGCUGAUGCAGAUAGCGAAGCAGAUGAAAAUGAGCAGGUGUCGGCAGUCUAGCUUGUGAUGGCCCAUUGGAAACCCUGGAGGUAGGAAGCUUGGACAGGAGCCUCUCGUGGUUCUGCAGGCCACAGCCUACAGCUCGCUGCUACCACUAACCUGGAGGUUUCCUCGCCUGCUCUAAGAUGAGUUCAUCGCCAGUUUUGCUUCCUUUCGUUUGAUCCCCGCAGAUGCCCAGUUCCCUCAGCUGGAAGCUGCGCCUGAUCCCAGUGUACUCUUUGCACACCACACCUGCCUUGGGACCGUUCAAGCUCAGAGUCAUCCCAUAUGUAUGACUCUAGAUUCAUUCUUUCUGCAGCAUAUUUUAAAGAUAGUGGUACUAUCUUUCCAAGCUGUAGCUUGAGGUAAAGGACAAAUUCAAAACAUCUGCCAAUACCAGUGAUGGUUUUGUGUGUUUGAAAGUAACUUAUUCUUUGAAGUAUUGUGGUUUUGUUUGUAUUCAAAGAGCUCUUGCUAGCUGCUGUUUGUCAGAGGCCAUAAAACUGUCUGGUCUGACCAACAGACGCCAUCUUGACACAGGUGAUGCUUGAUUGGUCCAGAGGUCCAGCUCCUGUGCAAUGGAGGGUCUCGGGUUAGGGAAGCUCCGAGCCCGUGUGUUUGGAGUGUGAGGAACCUGCCCAUCAUGGUAUGAAAUGAGACAGCCGCAGGGUUCCUGACAGGUUUGGAAAGGCGAGUAGAAGGUGAGUGGGUGGGAAGGAACCGUGAUAACCAGAGAAGGAAAGAUUAAUGUGGAAAGCCUGUUUCUGAGGUGAAUAGCGUGCUUCAUCCAACUGGUGAGAAGUGCAAACCCAAUGGAGAGUAAAGUGGGUUCUAGAGAGUUCCACUUCGAUAGAAACCCUAACACUUCUCAACUCAAGAAUGAAAUCCCAAGUUUAAAAGCAGUGUAAUCACAAAUGUGGUGAAGGUCACAGCUUCAUGCAGUGUUGUACAGCAUGUGCAGUCCUGAUGAGCCCUGAGCUUUGAGCCCUCUGGAGCCACAAGGGACGGAGCUGGUGAAAACCCAGUGAGAGAGCCACGUUAGAAUAAUGAAGUGACUUCUGCCCUGGGGAGGAGAGCCCUCCACACCUCCUGGGGCGGUGUUCUUAAUUUAUCUAAUUCAGAUCUCAGUGACUACUUAGUAAAUAAAGUGGACCUUUAACAUUUUUACAAAUUAAGUAUUACAUUUUGUAUAUAUAUUUAGUUUAAAUUUUUCAUUUGCUUUUUAGUGUAAAGGUAAAUAUUUCAUAAACUUACAUAAUUACCAAAAAAAAAAAAAUGCCAAAGCCAUUAAAGUGCACUGGCCAGAUCAGCAUGAGCCAGGUGGGUGAGCUGACAGGGGUCCCUCACAAGGGUUAUGCUCUUCCCUGGCACUCUCUUCCUCUGUUUCCUGUCUGUCCCACUUCAAGUCACAAAACAGUUCCAAAUGGUAGGUGGGAGUAAUUUCUUUUUCCCACAAAAUGAUUGUCUCUGUAGUUUAGGGAAACAGCAUGUGGUGGUGCACACCUUUAAUCUCAGCACUCGGGAGGCGUAGGCAAGUGGAUGUGAGUUCCAGGCCAGCUGGGGCUACAGGGAGACCCUGUCUCCAUAAAAAAGAAAGUAAAGAAAAAGAAUAUGCCUGAAAAAUUCCCCUAGGGAAAGGUUGACAAACCCAGAGCUUCGGACGUGGGCCCAGUGCAUUAGGGUGCAGGAGGAGGCUCCACGGCUCUCCUUUAAAGUGGAGCCGUGGACGGAAAGGGGCACUUUAGUGAUUCGGCCUAUGAACUGUGCUCUCCUCCAAUUGUGAAUUUUUUUACUUCACCUACUUGCAUAAUAUUGUUUUCAUGUCCGCAACAAAACAAAUGAAAGAUAUUUUUGCUAUAACCACCUUUUCAAUCCGAGUUUGGGUAUUUAUUGUCACGCUUCACAUCCAUUUCUCCAGAAAAAUGUGCUGUUGACACAGCCUCUGUUCAUCUAGCAAGUCUUCAAACUAGAUGGAGCCUUACCUGUCCUUGUCCUUAAUGGUGUAAAUGUCUUGCACAGAAAGCUGAGUCUGUGGCUGUGGACUUGCACCAUGUAGCUGCUUUUUUUGUAUCAAGCUUUAAUGUGUUUGGACCCGCUGAUCACAUUGAUCAGAAUGACUCCCUGAACAGGUAUCUCUGCCUUUUCCUAUUUUAAACAAGGGAAGCCUUAAGCCCAUCCUCGCUCCAAUUCCAGAUAUGUGUCGUUACUGGAGACUCCUUCCUAUCCUACCACAGCCCAGCAUCCCACACUGUCAAGACAGGAAACCCUUAGUGCAAACUUUGCCAAACAGUUCAUUCCAACAGAAUCUCUUCAUAACGACCAAUUUGGAGAUGAACGAGUCCAGCCCUUGCUUCAGCAUUGCAGUCUAUAGACCCUUGUUGCCUCUAAAUGAUGACUUUCAAGAUGGUCUUUUGAGAGGACCCUCUAGUGACUGUUCAUGAGGGGCCAGGGCCUGACCUCCAUGUGCUCCCCAGGCUGGCUCUGUGCAGUAAUCAAGAGGGUUUCCUUUUAUGAAGAAAAGACAAAGGAGAGAACAUUUCCUUAUGUCUAAAACCAUGCUCAUUUAGAUAGAGAAGCUUCUAGGAAACAUUGUCUAUCCCUCCAGCACCAGUAAAGGGGUCAGCCUUCAGAAGAGCCACCAUUCCCUUUCAAGUUGAAACUUGAGCCCCAGCCCAUCUUUAGUGUUUAUGUUUUUAAAGGCUUCUUUAUUUUUAAUAUAUAGAAUGCAAUUGAACUUGAUGUUUUAAAAUUGAAAUGUGAGCUUAUCAACAAAAGACAAAAGCAAAAUUGCACAGUUGUUAGAAUCAAGUAACAGUUCUGCACAAUCCAGUGACUAAGGUGUCCUGGAACAAGCGAUGUCUGUCUCCUGGUUUUUAUACCUCUUAAACUUACGUCUUUUAGAAAGACAGUGCCUCUGUAUGCUUUUGUAUUUUUACUGAGUGUAAAUAUUUGUUAUAUUUUUGUUAAGAGAAUGUAAGAAUAUCAUUUAUUAUAUCUACUAACACAUUGGAAUCAAUAAAGAGUCUACAUUA